Messenger RNA from Panicum virgatum (switchgrass), 1991 nucleotides. RefSeq lists its product as uncharacterized. The record is from RefSeq and is a predicted model, not a curated record. Bases 381 to 1556 code for a protein of 391 amino acids. The transcript is spliced from 4 exons. NCBI's taxonomy places the organism in Eukaryota, Viridiplantae, Streptophyta, Magnoliopsida, Poales, Poaceae.
CCGCACAUCCCCCGGCGGCAGAAGUAGUUUGACCCCUCACCACUGCUCCGCCUCCACGGCCGCUCGCUCGGGCUCGGCGCGUGUCGCCGCCCUUCCACAUUCCCGCUCGUUCUUCCCCUCCGCCCGUCGUCUUUGCCUGAGGUCGCUAACAAAAUCCGAUACACUCCGGUGGCCUCGCCGUCCGGGUCGGGUCCUCCCCCAACCUUCUCGUCUCACGCAAAGCAGAGGGGGGACGAGUUUUAGGGGGGGCCGGGAGGGGGCCAUUAUUAUUUCUUCCUCCAGCGACAACUUCUAGCCACCGGCGGGGCUAUAUUAUUCGGGUCAGGCGCGCGGCCGGUCCCCGUCCAAGCGUGUCGCGGGGCUUGUUUUCCUUUGGUGGAAUGGCGGAGGAGUGCCCACGCGCCGGCGGCGCCGAGUUCUGGCUCCCGGACGAGUUCCUGGACGACGACUUCUUCUCCGAGGAGGAGAAAGCGGCCGUGGCCGCCAGGAGCGAGAGCGACGAGGAGGAAGGGCUAGGCGGGCUCUCGCGCCGCGUGGCUGGGCUCCUCGUCGGGAACGCCAAGGCAGCCGGCGAUGAUUCCUCCCCUCCAAAGGCGGAAGUGAUGGCCGGCUCGCCGCAGUCCAUCCUGUGCGGCCUGCCGGCUUCCGGGGAGGAGAGCCCCAACGGCGUGGCGUCGCAGGUCAGCUCGCCGCCGUCGUCGCCGCUGGAGCAGCAGCCGGCCGAUCCCUGGGACGUGCUGCACCAGGCGGCCGGGCAGGUGGCCCGCCUGCGCAGCGACAGCAUCCCCGUGCCGAAGAACGCGGCUGCUCUUCAUGGCCAUGCCGUCGUGGUGCCGGCGAAGCAGCCCGCUGCGCCAGCCCCGGCACCCAAGGCCGCCGGUGCCGAUCACUAUCAGCCGAACAACUUGCUGGAACAGCGCCGGAAAGUUGCUCAGUUUAAUGCCCUGAAGCAACAGCAGAUGCUCAAGCAUCAACGGGAGCAGGAGCUCGCCGCCGCGGCGGCGGCGGCGUGGGGCACGCGAACCUGCGGACCUAAACGAACCGCCGGCUAUUGUGCCGCGCCGCCCGUCCUCAACCCGUCCGCGUGGCCCCCGCUCCAGAAGCCGCAACAGCCGCCUGCGUCCACGGCCGGCAUGCGCGCCCUGUUCCUCGCCCCUCCCGGCGCCAAGCGCGAGUGCGCCGGCACCGGCGUGUUCAUCCCCCGCCAGGCUGGCGCCCCCGCUGAACCCAAGAAGAAGCCAGGUAAGCGCCCACCGCGUCCUGAACCUGUCUGUUUGUUUUCCAGUGCACUCUCCAUGAACUUUUCGCUGAUUUCUUGUCUGUGGCAUUUGGCAACAGCCUGCUCCACCGUUCUCCUCCCGGCGCGCGUCGUGCAGGCGCUCAACCUCAACGUCGAGGACCUCGGGGCCCGUCCCGUCUACCCAGGCGGUUUCGCUCUUGAUCACGAUGCGCUGGUGAGUCGGAGCAACGCCCUGCUGGCGAGCCGUUCGUCCCAGCUCCUCGGCGGCGGCGGCGCUGCUCUCGAGCUGAACCUCCCGCAGGAAUGGACGUAUUGACGACGCGCCGGAUCGCCGUCGCCGCAAGAUGAUCUCCGGCAGAUUAACGGGGUCAUGUCUAAUGCAAAAAAUUACUAUUGGUAUUGUGGCUAACGCUAGGUAACUGUUAGGCUAGAAGUAGGAGGCAGCGGUGGUAGCAUUGCGCAUGGUGCAUCAGCGUUUGGUGUUCUUUUGUGUGGGUGGUAUAUUGGUUAUUUUGGAUGACGGUUGGUGAUGGAUGGGGGCCGAUGAACAAGAGAGGGAUCCAUGGCUUUCGCAGGUCGUUGGGGGUGAGGAACAAUAAGUGGGUGCUUUUGGAGGGUUUGGUUGCAUGUUUGCUGCUCGUGGUACCCUGAUGAUUCCCAAGAGAAAUCAUCAGCAGUCAGUUUGAGAAGAAAAAAAAAGAUGUGUCACUGUAAGCAAGAAAAUAAUAAGAGCUCCAUAUUUCCUCUUUUU